This is a messenger RNA of Rhododendron vialii, 2427 nucleotides long. RefSeq lists its product as uncharacterized. The coding region runs from base 539 to 2038 and encodes 499 amino acids. Gene Ontology annotation, molecular function: DNA binding. NCBI's taxonomy places the organism in Eukaryota, Viridiplantae, Streptophyta, Magnoliopsida, Ericales, Ericaceae. The transcript is spliced from 8 exons. The record is from RefSeq and is a predicted model, not a curated record.
GAAUCUCUCCCUCUCUCCCUCUCUCUCUCCCUCUCUCUCUCCCCUCCAAAUCCUAACGAGGAGAGAAAAACCCAGAAGUCGGAUUUACAUAAACCAAGGGCAGCCCUAUAGACAGGACAAUUGUGACUAUUUCCACAUAAAAAUACCCUUGUUCACUGCUAAAAACAGGUGUACCUUGUUCUUGAAAUAGCUUAAACAACACAGAGCCAAAACUGUCAUUAGUGAAAGCUGUUGCAUUGACAGACAGGAAAGAAAACAAACGAAGAAAGCGAUCUCCCACAUAAACAAAAAGCAAUUCUCUCUCUCUCUCUCUCUCUCCUUCUCUCCUUCUCCUUAAUUGUGUGCAAAUGCAGAUAUGUAUCGACAAAAUACACUAUACCUCUUCUCUCUCAUCAUCUUUCCCUUUAGGAGGAGGCCCGGCCAUUCUUGCGUUCUCCGCCUAGUGGGUUUGGCUUGUUGAGUCAAUUGAGGAGGAACCCACAACUACAAGACGAACAACAACAGGGGGGGAAAAAAACCCCCAAGAAAUCUUUCUACAAUGGAAGAGUCAUCUGAAGUGCAUUCUGAAGACAACAAAGCCCUUCCAGAGAAAAGCAAGAAAAGAAGGUUCAAGACACCAUCUCAGGUUGAGGCUUUAGAGAAAUUUUACAUUGAAUACAAAUAUCCCUCGGAAGAAUUGAAAUCACAAAUUGCAGAGUCAGUAGGGCUGUCAGAAAAGCAAGUUUCUGGGUGGUUUUGCCACAGAAGGUUGAAGGACAAGAAACAGGAUGGUGAAACAGCUGCAACUGGAAGACAAGAUCGUUCAAGUAUCAUUGUACAAGACCAUGUCAGUGGACAUAGGCAGGAUUCAUGUGGCAGCACCAAACAAGGGGAUAACAAGGAUUUUGAACCUAGGGAGGUCGAAAGUAGAAGGUUUCUUGGCCAAGAUUUUUCAGCUCCUGGCCUUGCCUAUAAUCAUGGGCGUCCUCACGAUGGAGAUGACAGUGAUACAUCUUCGGGAAGCAGCUUGCCUUUACAACAUAAAUUUCGUAAUCAAAAUGAGGAUCCUUUGGAUAUGGCAACUUCAAGACACCUUCCACCCAAUGUCAACUUUGCGCCACUAAAUUCGAUGGGCAUAAGAACCAGAAUUGGGCCUUCAGGAUAUUUAAAAGUGAAGGGUCAGGUUGAAAAUGCUGCUAUUACCGCUGUUAAGAGGCAACUGGGGAGGCAUUAUCGGGAUGAUGGUCCACCACUUGGUGUUGUAUUUGACCUGCUUCCUCCUGGUGCAUUUGAGUCCUCAAUGAGGGAUCCAGUCAAUGAAGCUUCUGACCUUGGUGGUGCAGACCUUUGCCACUCCCCAGAUUCUCCUAGAAUCUGCAACCAACCUAAUUUUGGCAUGAGGUAUGAAGUAAAAGAUUCCAAGAUGACCUCACCCAACUCAGAGUUGGAUGGAGCUAGCUUCAAAAUUAUGCGUGGGCCAUAUGAACGAAACAAUAGUAAUCCUUUUCCCGGACGGAAAUUAUCAAUAGAACAGGAUGAAGGUUCUACUGGUGAAAUGUCUGGAUAUGGUAGUAAAACUUCUAAACGUGGCAGUGAAGGAAGGAGGAGAAUAGCUUCUGUUUCUAGCCACAAUCGAGGUCCCUAUGGCCUUCAAGUUACUGGUGGAGAAAAGAAGCCUUGGUCACAUAACUCUUAUUAUGUAAGCCCUGAGGACGCCCAUAGAGAACACUGUGAAUCCAAAUAUCCUAGCAUAGCCCUCAAGCCCAGCACAUCUACUCUUAUUGAGGAUAGACAGCUCUCUGGAAAGAUGGCUAAGGAUGAUAAGUACUACGGAGAGAGGAGAACUUUUAAUGAGCAUUGCAACUCAGCCAGUGCAAUGAUUCGCCCAACAAAUGAAACUAGGGCUGCCAAUAGAGAUCGGAGUGAGUUUCCACAGCAGCUGCAUGCAAAGAAAAGAUCAAUGUCUGAGGCACCGCAAUGGACAAAUCAGAUAAAAAGAUCGACAGUGGAGUUACCAUCUAGUUUCAGCGAGGAUGAAACUUGUUCUUCUGAGGAUUAAGAAAGCUGUAGAUGGGGAAGUUCAAAAGGGUCUUCUGAAGAUUAUCUCCGAUGGAGAAAGAGAGAGGGAACUGAGACCCGAGUGUAUGUCAUAAAAGACGUUCUUCGGCUGUAAAUUUCAAAAUGCUGUGUUUUAUGAUUCUUCAGCUGUAAAGCAAGUGGGACCAUUGUAAGUAGCACCAUAGAUGUUUCAGAUUCCCCUCCGGUGCCUACAUGUUUGUAGAUGAUGUACAUAAUUCGUUUCAUUCUUGUAGUAAAACACUUUGAUGUGCUCAUUUUUAUUGUUGGGUGGUGCUUCUGUCCUGUAGUAUAACAGUGAAACAAAGGUAACUGUUGUAACGUGCUCCUUAUGGUUCUGAAAAUUUUAUUGAAGUUCUAGAGGCUUGUAAA